Messenger RNA from Miscanthus lutarioriparius, 363 nucleotides. The record is from the annotation of a GenBank genome assembly. Lineage: Eukaryota; Viridiplantae; Streptophyta; Magnoliopsida; Poales; Poaceae.
AUGGCUUCUAUUGCAAAUGGAUACAGCAAUGUUGGUGUCGUGAAGCACACAAGGGGCGACGAUGGUGUUGAGAGAUGGGUUCUUGACAGGGUGCACCGCUUGGAAUUGGAUGGAGAGCUUCAAGGAAUCAAUCUUGGCGAGUUUUCUGGUUUAGCAGUAAGGGAUGGAUACUCGUAUUUUUCUGAUAUUGGAACGCUGUAUGAUCCCAGAAACUGGUUCAUGUCCCUGUGCCUGGCGACGAUGAAGGUGGAGAAGCUGUUCGAGAGCGGGUAUGACGGCCAUGGCCAUCCGUAUAUCAUGCCUUGGCCAACUUGCUUGUUAGCUGGUAAUUAUGGGCCGUUCGCAUUUGAAGGUGCUCCGUGA